AUGACUGAAGUUGAAUAUAAUUUAAAUUAUUUUAUUGAACAAGUUAGAGAAGAAGUAGACGACAAAGAUCUAGUUGGGGACUUAUUGUAUGAAGAACCGAGAGAAUCUCGUUACGAAGAAUGUUGUAUUAUGGUUUUUAAUAUUCCGACGGUUGGAGAAGACAGACUUGAAAAAUUGAAGAAAGUUUUGUCUGGAGUGUUUUCUUUGCAGAAUUUGUACAAAUUUAAUGAUUAUUAUCCGCUUAAUGAGGAAGGAAAGACUAAGGGUUAUGUUUUCCUCGAAUAUGAAAAUAAAGAAGCUGCAAAUGCUGUUAGAUCAAUUUGUGAGGGUUACAAACUUGACAAGAACCAUACUUUUUCGUCUUACCCAUUUUCUGCUUUGAGGGAUUUGAAAGAGCCUAGUGCCAAUUGGAAAGUUCCGGAGAAGCGUGCUUAUGUUGAUUUGGGCGAUCGUUGGUGGUGGCUGCAAAAUACAAAAUGUCUCGAUCAAUUUGCUAUACAAUAUGAAGAUGAUGGGGGUCUACAACUGGAAGUUUUUACGCAUGCUAAAAAUGGGGAUCCAAUACUUGUCCAACAGAGAACGAAUUGGUCAGAAGACAGUAUUUUCAAAUGGACCCCUCAUGGUUCGUAUUUGGCAUCUCUUCAUGCUAGAGGGGUUAUUCUUUGGGGAGGAAAGGAAUUUAAACAAUUUCAACGUUUUGAACAUGGAGGGGUUAAACAUAUUGAAUUUUCUCCUAAAGAAGGUUAUUUGGUGACAUAUGCUUGUAACACAAAUGGCCGUGAUAAUGAAAUGUUUAAAAUAUUUGAUGCAUUUACUGGAGAAUUAAAAAGAACAUUUUCUCCAUUUGGAAAAAUGUCUUCAACAACAACAACAAAUAAACAAUUAAAUUUGCCUUUUGUUAAAUGGUCUUUUGAUGAAAAAUAUUUUGCCUAUUCUAGAGCUUCAAGUGAAUGUUUAAAUGUUUUUAGUUGUGAAAAUUUUAAAUUAUGUGAUGGAAAAACUGUUGAAUUGGAGGGAUUGGUUAAUUUUAGUUUUAAUUCGACAAAGAAUAUUAUUGCUUAUUAUUGUGAAGAAAAGUCAAAUGCUACUAAUAGACCUGCAGAAAUUGGAAUAAUGGAAAUUCCUUCACGUACAAAACUUCGAGCACAAAGAAUUUUUGGAGUUUUUCAAGUAAAUAUUUUUUGGCAAAAGAGUGGAUUAUAUUUGGCUGCACACACUGAACGUUAUCAAAAAAUGGUUAAAAAUAAGGACGAUGUUAAAUAUUCGGUUUGGAUUUUUUAAUUUGAAAUGAUAGGGAGGUUGAUUGGAUUGGUCCCCACAAUUUUUCCAGUUUCUUUUUUAUCAAUUUUGGGUAGUUUUCUGUUGUCCUUAGGGGGUGUUGAAUCCUGACAAAGUCAUCGAUAUCAGAAGCGAAAGCUUUCGGAUAUCUCGACUUUUUUGG
Meloidogyne enterolobii is the source of this 1441-nucleotide messenger RNA. Lineage: Eukaryota; Metazoa; Nematoda; Chromadorea; Rhabditida; Meloidogynidae. The record is from the annotation of a GenBank genome assembly.